GGCCGAGGAAAUUAAACACAUCGCAACGAUGUCACGAAAAAAGGAUUAAAAACCGGGGCGAGCGGCGCCUCGGUCUAAUAUCCUCGUAGCAAUUUUAAACACAUGCUUCAAAGAGCACUCCUAUGCUGUUCGCCGUAUUCCAAUAGGAAGGAGAAGGGGAGCUAUGCCGGUAUUGCCUUCCCUCGGCGACGCCUGAUUAACCAUGAUGAAGACCGAGUCCCCGUCCUCAGCGAGCUCCAGCACAACCACCAGCUCAAGCUCCACCCUGCGGAGCCCCUCUCCACACCGGAACGCAUACGAGGCGGGCAUCCAGGCGCUUAAGCAGGCCAAGGAGGCCCUGAGCAGUACGGCCAAUGGGGAUGGUCAGGACAGCAAGCCCAAACCCUCGUCCCGGGGCCGCAGGUAUGGCUCCAAUGUGCACCGCAUCAAGAACAUGUUCCUGCAGAUGGGCUCCCCGGUACCAGGCGAGGGCGAGGACCCCAGUAAGUCUAAUGACCGCACAGUGCGGCUGUCUCUUCCACGGGCCAGCAGCCUCAACGAGAAUGUGGACCACAGUGCCCUGCUCAAGUUGGGUGCCACCGUGUCGGAGCGUGUGAGUCGCUUCGAUCCCAAGGUGGAUGGCGGGCAGCACAGGGUUUCGUCCGGUUUCUCCAAGCUGCAGGAGACUCGCAAGAUAUUUGAGCAGCGGCACCUGCAGGAGAAGCAGGCUGCCACCAACCGCAUCUUGUUGAAGAAGGAGAGGGCGUCUGGCUUCCAGGACAGCCGGCUGGAUGUGGUGGUGCGCUUCAAUGGCAGCACAGAGUCGCUGGACAAGCUAGAUACUGGGGGAGCUGUGGAGGCCGUGUCACCCACCGUCAGCCAGCUCAGCGCUGUCUUUGAGAAGGCUGACCUCCGAAACAACCUGCACCGACCGCCUGCCUCUUCGCUGUCCCCUCGGGGUGUCAGCUCUGCCGCGGGAAGGGUAGGUGUCAUGAACUCCAGGAUCGUGACCAGGAAGGCCAACGUCCUCCCCCCAAGCAGCCAUGAGGAGGGAAGCCCACCCACAGACCGUGAGCCAUCACCUAGGAGUCCCAAGGCGAAGGUGAGCUCUCAGAAAGAGGAGGUCGUCUCUUCUGAAGUUCCAGGGCGGGAUAGCAAUAGAGCUUCUGGAGAGUCAGGUGCAGCAAAGCCUGAUUCAGAGCAGAGCAAGCCAGAAGCUGUGGUGGAUUCUAUUGCCAAGAAUGAGCCAGAAAAAGAGGCAGUGGAGCAGGGGAUCCAGCAAGAUCCUGCAAGCCAAGAGGCAAGGAGCAGGCUGGUGCAGGCUGAGGUUCAUGCCUCCCUGGAGAAUGAGGAGGCAGCUAAGGAAGGUGAGACCCCAGAACUGCUUUCAUCUACCCCUAAGGAUUCCAGCAUCACAGAGGGAGUGGAGGAUGGGGACAAGGGCCUGGAGGAGAAGCCCGAGGAGUCGCUGCAGGGAGAAGAUGGGGCUGAGGAGUCCCGAAGGGAGGAUUACUCUGAGGCGGACCUGGUGGACAUCAGUGCGUACAGUGGCAUUGGGGAGGACUCAGGGGGCAGCCAGCUGGAUGAGGAAGAGGAGGAUGAGGAUGAUGAGGCCUACGAGCCCGAGUCCAGCUGCACUGAGAUCCCGGGGCUGCCUGCGGAGGAGGAGCCACCCCCAAGCCGAAAGAUCCGCUUCAGCACUGGGCCCAUCAGGGUGUUCACUACAUACUCGAACGAGGACUAUGACCGGCGCAAUGACGACGUGGACCCUAUGGCUGCUUCAGCAGAGUAUGAGCUGGAAAAGAGGGUGGAGAGGCUGGAUCUGUUCCCUGUGGAACUGGAGAAAGAUGGAGAUGGCUUGGGGAUCAGCAUUAUUGGAAUGGGUGCGGGGGCAGACAUGGGCCUUGAGAAGCUGGGAAUUUUUGUCAAGACAGUCACCGAAGGAGGGGCCGCACACAGGGAUGGCAGGAUUCAGGUGAAUGACCUGAUUGUUGAGGUGGAUGGCACCAGCCUGGUUGGGGUAACUCAGAGUUUUGCUGCAUCUGUCUUGAGGAAUACCACUGGCAAAGUGAGGUUCGUGAUUGGCCGUGAGAAGCCUGGUGAGCAAAGUGAGGUGGCCCAGCUUAUCCAACAGACCCUGGAGCAGGAGCGUUGGCAGCGGGAGAUGAUGGAACAGCGCUAUGCCCAUUAUGCUGAAGACGAGGACGAGGUAAAGACUGGUGAGUAUGCCACAGACGAGGAAGAGGAGAUGAGCCCCAUGUUCCCUAACGCUAUCGAAGUGUUCGACCUAGCCGAGAAUGAAGACAUGCUGUCACCCAUGGAGAUGGACCCUGAGAAGCUGGCUCACAAAUUCAAGGAGCUUCAAAUAAAGCAUGCUGUCACAGAGGCUGAGAUCCAGCAACUGAAAAGGAAGCUGGCACAUGCAGAGCAGGAGAAGAUGCGCUGGCGCAUGGAGAAGGCACAGCUGGAGCAAAGCCUGCAGGAGAACAAGGAGCGCAUGGAGAAGCUUGAGGGCUACUGGAUGGAGGCUCAGAGCCUGUGCCAGGCCGUGGACGAACACCUGAAGGAGACUCAGGCACAGUACCAGACGCUGGAGCGCAAGUACAGCAAGGCCAAACGCCUCAUCAAGGAGUACCAACAGAAGGAGAUCGAGUUCUUGAAGAAGGAGACAGCCCAGCGCCGCGCUAUGGAGGAGUCAGAGGCAUCCCAUAAGGAGGAGGCAGAGAUGCUAAAGGACAAGGUAGUGCAGGCAGAGCAGAUAACAGAUCUGGAAUCCAGGGUGGAAUCUCUGAAGACAUCCGAUCCCUCAUAAAGAACAGAAGGAAGAGGAAUGAAAUGCUUUUAACCUGACCAUCCAUUCAACUGCAUUUACCUGAAGAGAAAGAAGCAAAGAACCAUCUAUUCAAAUGAUUGGUUGAGCAAAGUUGCAGGGGAGAGAGUUCAAAAAAAGGUGUUUUCAACCAGUGUCCUUCACCAUUCUAGCUGUCAUUUACUCCAAGAUACCCAACGAGAUCAGCACUUUGAUUUCUAGGUGUCUUUCUCCAUGUCACCAUUUGCUUAACAUUUUUUGAGCCCGUAUUAUUGUAACACAUGGAAGAAUGUUAUGUGUAGCUUCCUGUGUUAAAAACAAAUUAUUUUUAUUUACCAGAUAGGAACACCGUUGACGUGGGCUGCUGGCCUGCCUGCCGGUUAGAUUGACUCACUUCCUCUGAGGAAGUCUGGGAUUGACAUUGGCAGCACUGGAGUGCUACCCCUGUAAAGGUGUUGGGAUAACUUGCAUAUAUGGGGCUGUUUGAUUCUUGUGUGUUGUAAAUGCUUCUUUUUUUAUUGAUAUCAAACAAAAAUGAGACAAAAAAAAAAAAAACCCUUACUCCAUACCUCCCAGUGUAUUGCUGGACUUUUUCUGGGAUUGUACAGAAGUGAUAUGAAAUAACAGAUGGGAUGGUCAUGGUUUGUAUAUAUUAUAUAAUAUAUAUAUAUAUCUAUAUAUAUAUUUAAAAUUGUUACUGCAAGAAGAGAUGUGGGGUGGGGCUGGGCUGGGCUGAGCUGUGGUGCCAUGUGCUUUGGAAGUUCCUAUUAAAGCCUUUUUGGGGAAGGGUUGCAUCUAGAAGGGAAAAGGGAAAUCAGCACCUCAAUUCUGAAUGCAUAGGCUUCAGCCAAGCUGUCUGAGGCAUAUUUAGAAGGUUUGAAACUUGGAAAACAAGAUGUGAAGAUGCGUGAGCGCUCUGCUAAAUGGUUAAUGCGUUAAUUCCUUUUUUGCCUUUGCUCAGUAUUAUUUCUUUUUGCUUCACUUGCAAUGAAUAGAGAAAAUGAAUUUGAGUGCCCACGGUAUAUAAAGGACCUACCUUCACUUUGUAAAGUCAGUAACAGUGUUAGUUCUAAGAAGGUCUGAGCCGAUGUUUCCCCGUAAAAGUGCUUGAGUAAAUAGUGUUUUGCCUCUGAGUUGUGUGGUCAUUGUGAACCCAGACGUGGAAGAAAAAAAGGACAGCCUGCGAUGGCCAUCUGUGGCUCAUAUGGUUGGUUGAACAAACUGUCAGACAGCUUUAGCUCGUUGAACGGGCUUGGUCUUGCCGAAAACCCAAAACCUACUGUUGCCUUUUCCUCAGUGCUCUCCCUGUCUUGUGGUGCCACUGGUUCCAGGCAUCAUUUUAGUUUCCCAGCGAUGUCUUGUUUGUUUUGUAAGCAGACAAGGAGUGGGACCCUUUCGCUCUCCCUAGAGUUGUGGUUCAGCAGUGUAGGAGAACGAAAGUUUGUGAGGUGGUGCUCACGUUUCCCACCAUUCCCCUGAUCUGCUGCAGCUGGGUUUAGUUUUUCAAGUAUCCACCCUGGGUGUCACUGGUUCCAGCCAAGUCCUCUGUGCGAGCAGUGUGACCACAAUCCCUUUCAGUCUUAGAUCUCAUUGUGGCCUUUUCAGACGCAUGCAGUGACAUAAAUGUGUUGUAAGCAGCUUCUAAUAUGACAUUUAGGAUUUUUUAUUUUGUACAGAUUGUGUCAAUAGUUUGUUUUUUUAACUCAAGAAUCUUAGGAAAGAGCAAUAGUGACUCCAUUGCUUAAGGCAUGGUUGUUUUUGUUUCUUUUAUUCUUCACUGGUUCAUGUUCAUUGGUUGGUCUUCAAAUGCUGUGCAUUUUAAAACCUUUUAUUUUUAGGGGGAAAGAUGGACCCAAGACAAUGUACCUCCAAGCCACCAUUUUUGUAAUACAUUGUAAACAAAAUUAAAUAAUCCAUGUCAGCAUGGACUCAAGGAUAAAGCUUUUUUAUAUACCUAAAAUUACAAUUUUAGCCUAUAAGACAACAAUCUUACUUUCAUUUCAUGUUCUUUGCCAUUGAUGUGCUUAAUGCUUAAUCAGUAAUUUGGGAUAGUUACUUAGACAACUUUUUCCUUGCAGUUGCAAGACUGUCUUUGUUGUCAGAGCAUGUGUUAAUUCUUUUAACAAAAUAUUGCAAGUCACAAACCAGGUAUCUGGUUGAAUUAAUUAUUUCUAGAAGAGAAAUAGCUCUGCGCCUAGGAGUGUCCUUUGAACAGAACGCCCAUAACUGACAGGGAUAUAUCAUUUGGCUUAUUUAUCAAAGGAUUGUUAAGGCCAGUUAUCAAGUCUGUUUUAGGUAAAUCAGUUUAAAGUGCAGCAUGAGUUGCCAUCAUGACACACAGUCAGGAAGCUGUGAAAACUGACGGUGAUCCUGAGUAGGAAUGGAAGAACCAUAUAAUUUUUAUCUCCAUUGUGACAUAAAAUUCACUAUUCCUUCAAGACAUCAUCCUCUAAAUUUUCAAACUGGUAUGGUGAACUGUUCUAAAAUUCUUCAAGAGCUACUGCUUUUUUAUUUUUUGCACAUUAAGGUAUUUACUUAUUUUUGGAUCUUAUGUUGAAAUUCCGUUCCACUGGUUUUUGGAAAAAGACAUAGGAGGCAGAGACUCAAACGUUAGGAUAGCAUAUAAGGAUCGAAAAUUCAGAAGUUAUUUUCUUUUUUGGAUGUGAAUUAACUGGAUCAUUUUCCUUUGUCCUCCAUUUAAUUCUACACAGGACAUAUUGAAACUUGAGCUGUAAAAUGGAUCAAUGUGUUUUUUCACAAUGCUGUAAAUCUCGAGCAGUUUGAUUGUUGCUUACAUUCCACCCUGGCCCAUGUGUGAUUCUGAACAGUCUCUAACAAGACUCCUACAGCUUGUCUCAUGAGGCUCUCUCUAAAUGUGUCCUUGCUGGAAAAAAAAGGAGAAAUCAAGAAGAAAUGUUUUUGCUGCUGCUGCAGUUUUCUUUGAAAGACACCCUGUGGCAACAGAGUUAAUGUAUGGCACAAGCUCCAUAUUUUACCUCUUAAGGUUUGAGGAAAUCAUUACCAAUAGCAGCAUAAUGUCAGUUUUCUGUGCCCUGUAUGGAACAUGUAUACGUACUGCAACCAAGGCGAGCUACAGGAAGUGCUCGGCCAAGGUUUUGGCGAUUGUUGUCAUCGGGUUUCUAUAAUUGCGCCAUCACUUGUGCAGUUGGUGCAGGACUCAAUAAAACAGCCCUUAAACCCAGUAGAAAGAAGAAAUGAGCUGGUGCGUUCAGAGGACUCCUGGAGCAGCUGUUGUGUUUCCGCAGUGCAUCAAUGAGACGCGUCAACUCCCAUACGGCCAGUGCUUCGAUAUGUGUCAUUGCUGUGUUUGUGCAAACCUGUUAUACAGAUACUUGAAUCCCCCUUUUCUAUGGAACAGAAAAAAACUGUUGUUCCUUUGUACAAGCAGUCACCUAAUCAGUCACACGCUCUAUCAUCUGCUGCUGAUCAAAAUUAAUUCAUUGCUUAGCUAAUGCUUUUAUCCAAAGUGAAUUACAGUGUUUGACCCAUUGAUACAGCUGGGUGUUUUCACCGGAGCAAUUCAGGGUAAGUACCUUGUGCAUAAGGGUACUACAGUGAUGGCAGGGAAUGGGGCUUGAACCGGCAGCCUUCAGGUUUACAUGCCCUUAACUGCUACGCUGUGUGCUGCUCCAAAAGAAAGUUCUUCUGGAUUGAAAGUUCACUUAUGGCCCUCCUCUUGCGGCACCCAAAUGGAACAGACUGAUGAACUUUGAAAUACUGUCCUCGAGAUGCAUCUGACUCUGCUGGACUAUUUUCCUCCUAACAAGGACUAGCCUGGGACAGACUGGAAAAACAAAAAAAAAAAAAAAACUGGACAUCAGAUAUCAGCUCCAUCAAAGUCCGAAGCCUUGUUUGCUGCCCUAACCUGCCUGUGUAACAAACACAACUUGUAAAUUUAGUGUCAAGUGUAACAGUGUCUAACACCAAUAACCACAGUGAGUGAUCCUACUGUCAGGUGUCAACUCAAACUGUUUACACAGGAAUAUUCUGUCAGUAGCAAGUGUGUUUCUAAGGACAAAUGAAAAGUUAGUUUUACGAAUGGAGUAUUUGUGUGGUCCAACCAUUUUUAUACAGGAUUAGAGAAAAAAAAAAAAAAAAAUCAACCAGACAAAAAAGUGAAAAAGAGCAGCAAUGCAAUGAUGUGAGAAUAGUUUAAAAACACUUUUUGUCUUCAUACUUACUAGCUUUUUCAGUCAAUGCCUUGAAUAGUACAUUUUCUAUUUUUUCUUGUUCAGUCUUAUAUCUUAUGCCUUGGUAGUAUAAUUGUGGUAUGGUAACAGGAGCUCAUUCAAAACCUAAAUCCAUAGGCAUUUACUUAGAUGAAUCUCCCAUUGCUAAAUGUACAUUACAGUGUUUAAAAAUAACUUUAUUUUAUUCUUUUUUAAACUACUUCUGUAAUUGGCAGACAAAAACAAGUUGUUUCUGUUGGGGUUCAGAUUUAAAUUCUACAUGUUCAUUAUGCAUAAUUCAGUCAUUAUUAAUAAAUAGGGAUUUGUUGAACAGAAGAGGUAUCUACCAGUCACUUUAUUCUUUUCAGUGACAGCACUGUGUGUGUGUGUGUGUGUGUUUAUAAACAUAGCAAUCUUUUAGAAAAACACAUUGUACUGACAUUGCCAGGUUCCUUUCCCUGUGCAAAAUAGUAAGACUUCCACUGAAAGGGUUCUGUAAAAUAGAGCGAUAUACAUAUGGGCAAUUUUAUUAGCAGAUCUGCAAAGAUUCAGGAAGUGUGCAUUUUGGCUCUACAAUUCAAGUUUACAACUGAGGUUUAAAAAAAAAAAAAUUAAAUUUAACUUUCUUUUCCAGUGAACCUGUUCUGAACUGCACCCAGAUAAAACAGACUGCAGCCACAUUUGUUUCAGGAAACAGUAUAACAUCACUUAUAAAUACCCAAAACAUUACACACAGGAUAAGGGUUACUUUAAAAUAAUGUG
This is a messenger RNA of Scleropages formosus (Asian bonytongue), 7740 nucleotides long. RefSeq names its product neurabin-2-like. Gene Ontology annotation, cellular component: postsynaptic density; cytoplasm; dendrite. Gene Ontology annotation, molecular function: actin filament binding. The record is from RefSeq and is a predicted model, not a curated record. Lineage: Eukaryota; Metazoa; Chordata; Actinopteri; Osteoglossiformes; Osteoglossidae. Gene Ontology annotation, biological process: actin filament organization; calcium-mediated signaling; neuron projection development. The transcript has 11 exons. Bases 203 to 2791 code for a protein of 862 amino acids.